GCCAGAUCGAUCGUGGAACAUCAAUUUUGGAGAAUAUAGUAUAUCAUUGCUGUUUUAGCACCACUAGUUUGCUUAGAAAACGUGUUUUCGGGCAAAAUUCUCGUUGGCAAAUCUGAAAUUCGUGUUCAGCGACCCGAAAAACAUACGAGAAUCGAAUUUAAAAACUACACCCAAAAAUUUCCGCUGUUUGUCAUUUUUGAGCACUGUUUGACUGAACUAUAGGGUACUGGACACUAAAUGGUUUUGACAGUUUUUCACAUAACGUGGCAAUAUUUUUGGCGGUUUAUUUAAAAAUAGAAAUGCCAUUCCUGAAAAUAGAAUGUAUUACCAAUUAAUUUCUCCUUCAUCUCGUCGAACAGAAAUUCACUUUACGUAAUGGAAAGGUACUCACAGGUGUUCUGACACGUCAUGUAACCUACCGCCUCUCGACCGGUUUUUGAUUUUUUACGUAAGUACACAGUGAAUGAACUCGAUAAGCCUCUACUUUAUCUCGCGUUUCCUCUUGACGGAUUGCGCGAGCGAAUCACCUAUUGAGCCCGAUUUUGCCCGAUUGCGAUUGAGCCUUUGUCGUUAAGAGUUUUUUACCGUGCGUUUUCGUUAAAAGAAGCGUUUGAACCAGCCGAUGCCUUGGGCACCGUCAGUUCAUCCAAGGUCAAACGAGGAAAGUGAUCCCCAAUGUGACUGCAACAAGAAUCAGUAGAUAAGGACACAUGACAUGUUAGAAACCAUAUAAAACAGCAGGAGAUAACUCAUUACAUUCCAGUGUUUCCUCAGACAGUGAAGAUGGCUCCUAAAAACGAGAAAAUUGGAAUUGUUGGCAGUGGCAUCAUUGGCCGAAGCUGGGCCAUGCUUUUUGCUAGUGUGGGAUAUAAAGUCAGCAUAUUUGACAUUGAACAGAAGCAAAUUGACUCUGCUUUAGUUGAAAUUACAAAGGAAGUGAAGAGGCUUGAAUCACAGAAAAUUCUUAGAGGAAAACUGUCUGGAGAUGAGCAGAUUGCAUGUGUCACUGGUUGUACAUCAUUGGCAGAAGUAGUUAAGGAUGCAGUGUUGAUUCAAGAAUGUGUGCCAGAGAAUUUGGAUUUGAAGAAAAAAUUAUAUACUGACUUGGAUAAAGUGGUUGAUUCUAAAUCGAUUAUUUCAAGUUCUACUAGCACAUUCUUGCCAUCUCUUCUGUCUGAUGGAAUGAAGCACAAAAGCCAGUUUGUUGUAUCCCAUCCUGUCAAUCCUCCAUACUAUGUACCUCUAGUGGAAAUAGUUCCAGCUCCAUGGACAGAUGCUUCUGUUGUGCCUAAAACAAAAGCCAUUAUGGAAGAAAUUGGGCAGGUUCCUGUGUGUCUCAAUAAGGAAGUUCCAGGCUUUGCAUUGAACAGAAUACAAUACUGCAUUCUGAAUGAAGCAUUUAGACUUGUAGCAGACGGAGUUCUAAAUGUGAAAGAUGUUGAUAAUGUCAUGUCUGAGGGAUUAGGAAUGCGUUAUGCAUUCUUAGGGCCUCUUGAAACUGCACAUUUGAAUGCUGAAGGAAUGAAAAGCUACUGCGAGCGCUAUUGCAACUCUAUGUGGAAUGUAUGCCAAACAUUUGGGCCUACUCCUAGAUUUGAGGGCCCAGUUGUUGAUGUUAUGAAUGAGCAGCUAUGUGCAAUGACUCCUGUUGACAAACUCCAAGACCGCAGAGUUUGGAGAGAUACUUGUCUCACUCAUCUUGCUCAACUCAAAAAGAAAAUGAAUAAUUGAAUUAAUUGUGUACAGUUAUAUUUGAAAUUUACAUUUUAAAUGUUUUAAAAUAAAUUAACAAACAUUACAAUUUAUUUUGUUAUGUCGACAUUUCUGUUGAAAUUUAUGCAAUAAACUAAAAUACAUUGAAUUUAUUGAGUCUAUUUAUUUAAUUUCACAAAGUAUGUAUUAUAUUUUGCAUGUUUAUUGUAUCUAAACAGAUGUCUGAUUAAAAUAGAUUGAUAAAAAUAC
Gryllus bimaculatus (two-spotted cricket) is the source of this 1962-nucleotide messenger RNA. The record is from the annotation of a GenBank genome assembly. NCBI's taxonomy places the organism in Eukaryota, Metazoa, Arthropoda, Insecta, Orthoptera, Gryllidae.